AAUAUUUCCAAUAUAUCAUUAACUGGAAAUUUUAUUGACGACAAUAAUUUAUCGAAAAUAAAUGAGGCCAUGAAUUUUAAUAAAUCAAUAUCAAUUUUAAAAUUACCUAAUGAAGUUGAUACAGAAAUAUUAAAGCAAAUAAAUUCAAAGUUAAUUAAAAAAAAACGUAAAAAGAAAAAACAAAUUAAAAAAAAAAUGUUUUAA
Plasmodium reichenowi is the source of this 204-nucleotide messenger RNA. RefSeq lists its product as hypothetical. NCBI's taxonomy places the organism in Eukaryota, Apicomplexa, Aconoidasida, Haemosporida, Plasmodiidae. The transcript is spliced from 2 exons. The record is from RefSeq and is a predicted model, not a curated record. The annotation marks the transcript as partial.